Seriola aureovittata is the source of this 1880-nucleotide messenger RNA. RefSeq names its product prolyl 3-hydroxylase family member 4 (inactive) (gene p3h4). Gene Ontology annotation, cellular component: endoplasmic reticulum. Lineage: Eukaryota; Metazoa; Chordata; Actinopteri; Carangiformes; Carangidae. Gene Ontology annotation, biological process: collagen fibril organization; peptidyl-lysine hydroxylation. The record is from RefSeq and is a predicted model, not a curated record. The transcript is spliced from 7 exons. Gene Ontology annotation, molecular function: protein binding; collagen binding. Bases 147 to 1421 code for a protein of 424 amino acids.
CAGAAGAUCUUAUUUUCUGCAUCCAGCUCAACACGGCUUUCCACAGCCUACGUGCAGACAGACAUGAGCAAUCCCUGGUAAAGAAAGAGGAAGCUUCCUGAUCCAUUCAAAACAAGAACAGACUCCUGCUGGAGCCGGCGGAGGCGAUGAUGCUCCUGAAAAGCUUGUGCCUGGCCUUUCUCAUCCCGGUCCUGGUGGAGGCUCAGUAUGAGAAGUACAGCUUUAAAAGUUUCCCUCAGAAGGACAUCAUGCCACUGGAGUCUGCGUACGGCUACGCGCUGGAGCAGUACGGGGCGCAGAACUGGCGAGAGAGCAUCAAGUUCCUGGAGCUCAGCCUGCGGCUCCACCGGCUGCUGCGGGACAGCGAGGCUUUCUGCAGCCGCAACUGCAGCUCCGUCAGCCGGGACAACGACACCCUGUUCGCCGACAGCACCCUCCGCGUCGUGCGCCACAUCCUUCUGAGAGCUGCGUGCCUUAAAAAGUGCAAGGCGGGGUUCCCAGUCUUUAAUCUCGCAUACCCACGGAGGGAUUUACUGGAAGAUUUCGACAAAAGGAUACCGUAUCGGUACAUACAGUAUGCGUACUACCAGCUCAAUAAUGUGGAGAAGGCUGUGGCAGCAGCACACACCUUCCUGAAGAAGAACCCAACUGACCCGUAUUUGACCAAGAACAUGAACUACUACAAGACGCUGUUCGACGUUGAGGAGUAUCUCAUCGACCACGAGGAGCAGCCGUAUGAGAGUGUGUUCCUGAAGAGUGUGACGCUCUACAACAGCGGAGACUUCAGCGCCAGCGCCCGGCACAUGGAGCAGGCCAUCACGCAGUACUUUGAAAUAUACAGCCUCUGCUUAGCAGGCUGCGAGGGCUCAUACGAGAUCUUGGAGUUCAAGGACUUCUACCCCACACUGGCAGAUCUCUACACUGAUGUGCUGAAAUGUAAGGUGAAAUGCGAGGAGCACCUGACACCCAGCGUUGGAGGCUUCUUUGUGGAGAAAUUUGUCGCCACCAUGUAUCACUACCUCCAGUUUUCCUAUUAUAAAUUGAAUGAUGUGAAGAAUGCUGCUCCGUGUGCAGCCAGUUACAUGCUGUUUGACUCCAAAGACCAGGUGAUGUUGCAAAAUGUAGCGUACUAUCGUUUCUACCGGGAGCAGUGGGGCCUGGAGGAAAAAGACUUUCAGCCUCGGCCCGAAGCCCUGAGGUAUUUUAACGAGACAACCAAACAGAAGGAGAUGCUGGAGUUUGCGUUGAACUACCUACAGACAGACGAUGAGGACAUGGUAAGUCCAGAAGAAACGGUGGCCUCUCACUCAGAGAACCCUGACGCUGAGUUUGAGGGGAUGGGAGACUAUGAGGAGUCAUUCCUGGCUGAGUGGUGGCAGGAGCCCAAAACUAAGUGGGACGCCGGAGAGGUCGCAGACUGACCUCUGUCCUCGUCCAUGAACAGAAUGCUUCUUCAUCCAGCUCCGUCCCACCUGUCAUGACAACAUACCAAAGAAUGUCGGCCUCCCUACAGACGGACUGACACUCCCAUCAGUAUUUAACAGAAAAAGCUCAACUCGCACACAGCUCGUCUCUUCCGCCCAGCUGAAGAAUGAAAGGAUGAAUUCCUCCAUCAUGUUGAUCAAGAUCAGAGAUUGACAUAUUCUGUCUUGGCUGUCAUCAGCCUUUUAAAUCUGUUAUUUUCUAAAAAUGAGUCACUGGCCUGUAUGUCAACACUUGUCAAUGACUUUUCUACAGUUUUUAUUUAGUUUUUAUUUAAUGAAAGCUGAGUGCCUCUGUGCCGUGGUAUAAGGAAUCUGACAUGUAGCUUUCUUAUGAAAAUGACCAAUUGGGUUUUUGUUAUUAUAAUUUGGUCAUAAUUAAAAUAAUAUUUUAAUAUA